AUGAUGCGCAUAAAGGACUCGAUCCAUAUGCGAUCCUCUGGAAGUCCGUUUGACACAUAUCGCGAACAACGAGCUGCGAUGAAUCUCAUAUCCAGGCGAGGAGAUGCUUUGCGGCGGCGGUGUGCCCCAUAUGCCCCGUAUAUGCCCCAUACCGGCGUCCUUUCCCUGUACCCAAUUCAUCGGCGCGUCCUCCGUCGCCCAUCCAUUAUGCGUAUGCGCGCCCAGGACCUGUGUCAUUAG
This is a messenger RNA of Caenorhabditis briggsae, 240 nucleotides long. Bases 1 to 240 code for a protein of 79 amino acids. The transcript has 2 exons. The record is from RefSeq and is a predicted model, not a curated record. NCBI's taxonomy places the organism in Eukaryota, Metazoa, Nematoda, Chromadorea, Rhabditida, Rhabditidae.